Molecule: messenger RNA, 3107 nt
Organism: Chiloscyllium plagiosum (whitespotted bambooshark)
Lineage: Eukaryota; Metazoa; Chordata; Chondrichthyes; Orectolobiformes; Hemiscylliidae
Source: RefSeq, a predicted model, not a curated record
AAUGUCUGUGUGUUACAAGUUAGAACUCCGCACGCUUGUGCGAGACAGAGACUGACAUAUUGAUAGAGUGAGCAGUAUUCGCUGCAGCCUGCCACUGUCUUUGGCGUCGGAUUGACAUCUGCGCCUUGCUGACAGUCAGUGUCCCUGAACGUUAACUACUGUCACCGCCGACCUUCCAAAAUCCCAAAAGGAAUUCAGGAUAAAAUCUCCACUGAACAGAAGUUUUAAAAUAGCUAACUCACUUCCAUAUGGGAGGUUACAGUUUAAGUCCAUUAAAGGGAGCAGAUUAAAAGGAAAAGAUGAUGAACCAGAAGGAUAGGCUGACAGUAUGAGAGCAGGCGUUUAUGAAACAUAAUUACGAAUAUAGAACAGUUUAUCUGGGAGAGUUGAUAAUGUAAUCACACUGGGCUGGUGAUCAACAGCCACAGACUAUGGAGCCAGGAUAUUAGAUUGAAUCCUGGCGUGGGAAGUGGUUAGAGGCUAUUGCGAUGCAGUGGUAGUGUCCCUACCUAUGAACUAGGACAUCCGGGUUCGUGGCCCACAUUUUCCAGGGGUGUGUAAGAUCUCUGAGCAGGUUGAUUGGAAAAAAUCGACCCCGGAAAACUCAACGGGCUUGUGUGGCAUAGUGGUAGUGUCUCUCCCUGUGAGCCAGGAGAUCUCGGUUCAAGUCUCAUUCUAUAACAACAUCUCAUGAGCAAGUUGAUUCGAAAAUAUCUAGGCUAGUUGGGCUGAAUGGCCUGUUUAGGUGCUGCUGUGAGAAACAGAGCUCACUCUCAAAUCAAUCAGCCUGAGACAAAGCCUUGAAAACGAGAACAAUUUAUUACAGGCUUGCAAGCACCGGACGCUUCUGCAAUCAAACAGAAAUGCGCGCAUAAACAGAGCAUGAAGAACGGAAUGAAAUACACAAGUACACGGGGUGGAUUGACCGGCGUGAACUUUGAGCAGGUCCUUUUCUCUGGCUAUGCCCCAGAUGGUGGCCUUUUCAUGCCUGAAGAAAUCCCAAGCCUUGACACGGCCAUCCUGCAGACGUGGAGCACUUACAGUUACCCCCGGCUGGUCGAGGAGAUUUGCUCACUGUUCAUUUCCAGAGAUGAUUUGCCGAGGGAAGACUUAAGGGAUCUGAUUAGCCAGGCCUUCAUGAGAUUCCGACACCAGGACGUUGUGAAAUUAGCCAAACUGAAAAAUGAAUUGUAUGUGUUGGAGCUGUGGCAUGGUGUGACCUUCGCUUUUAAGGACCUCGCAAUGUCAUGUGUGGGACAAUUACUCCAGUACUUCCUAAGAAAGAAACAGAAGCAUGUCACUAUUCUAGUCGGGACAUCAGGAGACACCGGCAGCUCAGCCAUAGAGAGCAUCCGAGGAAUGGAGAACAUGGAUAUCAUUGUGUUGCUUCCACGUGGCCGCUGCAGCCCGAUCCAGGAGCUGCAGAUGACAACGGUUAUUGAGGACAACGUUCACGUUUUUGCAGUUGAUGGCACAAGUGAUGAGCUGGACGAACCAAUCCGGAAUGUGUUUGCUGACCCUGAGUUUGUGAAGAGACACAACAUAAUGAGCUUAAACUCCAUCAACUGGGCCCGCAUCAUGGUGCAGAUUGCGCACUAUUUCUACGCUUACUUCCAGUGUAGCCCGUCAAUGCAGAACAUUCCCCUUCCUUUGGUAGAGGUUGUUGUACCAACCGGAGCAGCGGGUAACAUCACAGCUGGAAGUAUCGCUCAGAUGAUGGGUCUCCCAAUUCGAUUAGUUGCAGUGGUCAAUGAAAAUGACAUCAUACACAGAACCAUUCAGAACGGUGACUUCUCCUUGGCUGAUUCAAUUAAAGCUUCCUUAGCGCCAUCCAUUGAUAUCCAGGAACCCUAUAACAUGGAGAGAAUAUUUUGGUUGUUGUCUGACAAGGAUAGCACCUUGAUCAAAACACUGAUGGAGGAAUUCCAGAAACUGGGCAAAGCUAACGUGCCAGAUAUCUUGUCCACAAAGCUGUCACAAACAUUUGAUUCAUACACCGUGAACGAUGACUAUGUGAUUGUGACAAUGCUCCGUUGUUGGAAGGAGAAUGAGUAUUUGCUUUGUCCUCACUCUGCUGUCGCUGUCGCGUACCACUAUCAAGAAAUGGACCUGGACACCAGGAGCGUUCCCAGAUGUUGCCUAGCAACUGCUGCUGCUGCUAAGUUUCCGGAGGCCGUGCUGAAGGCUGGACUAACUCCGGAGAUUCCACCCGAAAUCCGUGCUUUGGAGACCAUGGAUACACGGUGUACGGCAGUGAAGAGAGGAGAAGACUGGGAAAAGAUCCUCUACCAUAAAAUCGAGGAAGUUAAUAUGCGCAGAAAAACAUGAAUACCUUACCAGAACAUGUCAAUGUCGUUGGUUUCACCAAAGUAGAUACUUCGAUAGUGGAAGGUCACAUUUUCUAAUUCUACAUGGAUGUGUUUAGAGAUUCCUGUCCAAAUCUCAAGGAUGUUCCAAAUCUCAUGAGACCUGCUGUUGAUAUGAGAUUGGGUUCAGAUGAAUUAACUUACCGUCUUCAUCAGCUCAGCUUCUUCCCUGCUCAUUUGUUCUAGACAGUACAUGAGUUAAUUGUCUUUUUUGUCAGGGAGUUAGUUAUUACUGAAUCAAUACUGACUGACAUUGAGGUUGUCAAUCAGAGAAAACCUCCAGAGCCAGAAUGGCAGCAUAUGGCAGUGCUACAGGAUGCUGUCAGUCUGGGUCUAUCCCUGUCCUAGUCACUUCCUUCUCUCUAGUCCAUAUGACCUAUCUCUGGGCAGAGUCUGGUUCAGGACUGGAGGGGUUGUCCUGAGCUGCUAACUACAUUGUGUUUCUCUUUUUUUGCAAUUUGCCAUUUUUUCACCUUCAAAACACCUCAUCUUCCUAGUCUUCUUCAAUCCUGAUUUUCUCUUAGAAAUGUUGAAAUCUCCUCUCUUUGUCUCUCUCAGCACCUUAUUAAGGGUUCAUUGAGUCUCUUUAUAAGCAGUAAAAACAACUGGUCCCUCCUGCCCCAUGGUGCAUCCAUUGGAGACUACAUCUUGACAAUUAUUUUCAAUGUCGAAAAGUGUGGCGCUGGAAAAGCACAGCAGGUCAGGCAGUAUCAGAGGAACAGGAGAGUUGACAUUUCCACA